GGCCGGGCUGCGCGGGGUCGCGGCUGCGGAGGAGCCGGUCGGCGGCGGGCGGCAGCGCGUGUGUGCGGUCCCCUCGACGCUCGGUGCCCGGCGCGUGCUCGGGAGAGGCUCGGCCCGGGGCGAGCGCGCGGACGGACGGGCGGACGGACGGACUCGGAGGGGAGGUGGCAGCGGAGCCGGCCCCUGAGCGGCGGCACACGGCGGGAGCCGGGAAGCCCCAGGGUACCGCGGCGCCUCCGGGGCUCCGACACGGGGCGCGGCGGGCGGGCGAGCGGGCGAGCGUGCGGGCUCCUCCUCCGCGGCCACCCCGGCUGCCCCGCGUCCCCUCCGUCGUCGCCCGCACCUGCGCGUCGCAGUCGGUCCCGCCCUCGGCGGUGGCGGCUCACCUGGGCGCAGCGCGGGCCGGGCGCCGCCUCCGGGACGCAGGUGGAGCGGGCAGGGCGCGGGCACCAUGAGCAGCGGCGCCAACAUCACCUAUGCCAGCCGCAAGCGGCGCAAGCCGGUGCAGAAAACAGUAAAGCCCGUCCCCGCUGAAGGAAUCAAAUCCAAUCCUUCUAAGCGACACAGAGACCGACUGAACACAGAGUUGGACCGCCUGGCCAGCCUGCUGCCCUUCCCACAAGAUGUUAUUAAUAAGCUCGACAAACUCUCCGUCCUCCGGCUCAGUGUCAGCUACCUAAGGGCCAAGAGCUUCUUUGAUGUGGCGUUAAAAUCCUCCCCUGCCGACCGGAAUGGAGGCCAGGAUCAGUGCAGAGCAGAAGUCAGAGAUGGGCUGCUCCUGCAGGAAGGAGAGUUCUUACUACAGGCGCUGAAUGGCUUUGUCCUGGUUGUCACAGCAGACGCCUUGGUCUUCUACGCUUCCUCUACUAUCCAAGACUACCUGGGCUUCCAGCAAUCUGACGUCAUCCAUCAGAGUGUCUAUGAGCUCAUCCACACAGAAGACCGAGCCGAGUUCCAGCGCCAGCUGCACUGGGGUCUAAACCCCACACAGUGCACAGACUCCGCACAGGCAGCAGAUGAUGCUCAUGGCCUCCCACAGCCGCCUGCAGUCUACUUCAGCCCGGACCAGCUUCCUCCAGAGAACGCGUCUUUCCUGGAGCGGUGCUUCAUAUGCCGGCUGCGGUGUCUGCUGGACAAUUCGUCUGGCUUUCUGGCCAUGAAUUUCCAAGGGAGGCUUAAGUACCUGCACGGACAGAACAAGAAAGGAAAGGACGGGGCACUGCUCCCCCCUCAGCUGGCCUUGUUCGCAAUCGCCACCCCGCUUCAGCCACCGUCCAUCCUGGAAAUUCGAACCAAAAACUUCAUCUUCAGGACCAAACACAAACUAGACUUCACACCUAUUGGUUGUGAUGCCAAAGGGCAGCUCAUCCUGGGCUACACGGAGGUAGAGCUGUGCACCAGAGGCUCGGGCUAUCAGUUCGUCCACGCUGCCGACAUGCUCUACUGCGCAGAUUCCCACAUCCGCAUGAUUAAGACUGGAGAAAGCGGCAUGACAGUGUUCAGGCUUCUGGCAAAACACAGUCGAUGGCGGUGGGUCCAGUCUAAUGCACGCUUGAUUUAUAGAAAUGGAAGACCGGAUUAUAUCAUCGCAACUCAGAGACCGCUCACGGAUGAGGAAGGAAGAGAGCAUUUGCAGAAGAGGAACAUGACGCUGCCCUUCAUGUUUGCUACCGGCGAGGCCGUAUUGUACGAGAUCUCCAGCCCUUUCCCUCCCAUGAUGGACCCCUUACCAAUACGUACCAAAAGUAGCACUGAUGCGAAAGACUGGGCUCUGCAGUCAACCCUGAGUAAGGAUUCCCUCCACCCCAGCUCCCUUAUGAAUGCCAUGAUCCAACAGGAUGAGUCCAUCUAUCUCUGUCCUGCUUCGAGUACCCUCCCGCUAGACAGCCACUUUCUCAGCGACUCUACGAGCGAGUGCGGUGGCUGGCAAGACGGCAUCGCAGCCAUAGGAAGUGAGUCUGUGUUUAAACAUGAGCAGAUCGGACAUGCUCAGGACAUGAACCCCGCACUCUCUGGAGAACCCCCGGAUAUCUUUCCAGAUCAUAAAAACAACGACGACUUGUACAGCAUCAUGAGAAACCUAGGGAUCGACUUUGACGACAUCCGGCGCAUGCAGAGUGAUGAGUUCUUCAGGGCCGACCUCUCCAGUGAGGCUGACGUCAGAGACUUCGACAUAACAGACGAAAUCCUGACCUAUGUGCAAGAUUCUCUAAACAAGUCAACCUUGCUGAAUUCAGCUAGCCAGCAGCAGCCUGCGACUCAGCACCUAAGCUGUAUGCUGCAGGAGCGCCUGCAUCUAGAGCAGCAGCAGCUGCAGCAGCAGCAGCAGCAGCACCAAGCUCAGGCCAUGGAGCCCCAGCAUCAGCUGGAGCAGAUAGAGCCCCAGCAGCAGCUAUGUCACCAGCUGGGUCCCGUGGCACUCCCCCAGCAAGAGCUGGGUCAGAAAGCCAAGCACAUGCAAGUCAAUGGCAUGUUUGCAAGUUGGAACUCUGCCCCGCCUGUGCCUCUCAGCCGUCCUCAGCAGGAAUUAAAGCAUUAUAAUGUCUUUCCAGACUUGCCAGCGACUGUGGAUGAGUUCUGCUACAAACCUGAGGUGGACGGUAUGCCUUACACACAGAACUUUGCUCCCUGUAAUCAGACUCUGUUACCAUCGCAUUCCGACUGUGCACCCUUGGACUUUCCGGGGAAGGGUUUUGAACCGUCCCUGCACCCCACUACAACUAGUUUAGAGGAUUUUCUCACUUGUUUACAAGUUCCCGAAAACCAAAGGCCUGGGAUCAAUCCACAGUCAGCCAUGGUCACCCCUCAGGCGUACUACGCCGGGGCCAUGUCCAUGUACCAGUGCCAGCCUGGGACUCAGCACACCCCUGGGGACCAGAUGCAGUACAGCUCCGCAGUUCCAGGCUCCCAGGCAUUUAUAAACAAGUUUCAGAAUCAGGGAGUGUUAAAUGAGACCUACCCGUCCGAACUAAACAGCAUCGGUCACACCCAGCCCGCUCCUCAUCUUCAGCACCCAGCAGACUCCAGGUCUUUCCCUGAUGUCACCCCCAGUGGAUUCCUAUAGCUUCAAGCCCAGGAACAAGAUACUGGAACAGUCCACAUUGGGCUUCAGCACUCUUUUUUCCAAAGCAGGUUUUAAUCUCUGUGUUUAGAAAAGGAGUUUAAAAAACGUUAUCAGUCACCUAUAAAAUGGGAAGCUCCGAGGGAGUCUAGGAAGAGACCCCAUGCAUUUACAAAGCUUUAACACCUCAGGGUGCACAGUGCUCACCGCAGAGAACUUCAGGGUUCUGGAAAGUUGGACUUCUCUGCUCAAUGACUUCAGCCAGAAAAACAGCGGGUACUUUGAGCUUUGGACUUCAGGAUUCUUGUUAGUACACCAAAUACUGAGUUACAAGACUGAUUGAUUUUCUAUAUUUUUAACCUCUGUUUUUGUCUUGGAUGUUAAAAUAAAUGGUUUGGUGCUUUUAUCAAAAGAAAAAUCUCAAUGUUUUCCUUCUACACUGUUAAUAUAAGUGCCUCACAUGUUUUUCUGUCUACCUGUAACACAGUAGGGUGUGUAUUUUAUACAAAAUAUUCUUGAUCUUUUUUUGAAUUACUAUUCUUUCUGCGCACAAAUAUUACCGGCAUUUCUUAAAGCCCAUCCUUUUUUAUUAAUUCAGGCAUGUGUUUGCUGCACUACUUGUGCCCUUUCUUCAGAUGAAGGGCAAUGAUGACUGAGAGAUGACUAUUUAUUAUGUAAUAUACUUGCUUCUGGACUUUUGAUGUUUCUCUGUGCCUUAUGUUGCAAGAUUUGAAAAUAACAUGUUACCAAACUUAUUUAAUUAUUACGUAAAUGUUGAGACGGUAGCACUUACAUGUUAACAGUGUUUUCCGAGGCGUGGCAUUCUGAGAAUGCUACCGUUGGCUUUCACGGAAACCUCUGUAAAGAUAAGAAAAUGCCACCGUGUGAAAUGCUCAUGACAGCCGCACUCCCUAGGCUGCCCCGAAGGGAAGCGGAAUUUGUCUAGCUCCUUUGUUAAAUUAAGUAAAGCACUCAUUUCAUGACUUAUAAGUUGUCUUUAAAAGCUAUGUUGGGUCUGCAGUCCUUUUUGUUAUAUCGACUUUAUAAAUUUUCACUUCUUACACUAGUGAAAGGUAUUAGUUUUUCUCAUAUUUGAGGAGUGUUAAGGUUGAAGAUACCAUGUUUGGUGCAAGGUGUUUUAAUGAAUGAAAUGAAAUGGUGCAUUGUAUAAAUGUAACGAACAAAUAUUCUGUAAAAUAUUUUCAGUUUUCAUUGAAGACUAGUCCUUACCUCAUACGCAUAUUCUUCAGUGUAUCGUGUUAAGACAUCAAAUGAUGAACUGAGGCUUCUGAGCUGGUGUUGAGAUAAAGAUAAUUUGCUCGCCUCCAUGCAUUGUUUAUAUGGUGUAACCUUUGCUCCCAAUAUGACAGAUUCAUCCUGCUACCAAAUAACCCAACUGUUGUCAGUUGGGUUAAAGAAAAGAAAAAUGCUAAUGUCUGUCCUUGUUUUUGUCAUUUACUUAGCUAUAAUAAUAUAUAAGGACAUGGACCCAUUUUUCACGUAUUGUAUAAAAGUAUGAUGAGAUCCCAAACUUAGGUGUGCUAUUAAAAUCCAGCAGUGGUCCCCAGUCUCCAGGGCUCGACCUCUCUGGGGUCAGACAACUCUUUCACAGGCAUCGCCAAAGACCAUCAGAAAACACAGAUACUUGCAUUGUGAUUCAUAACAGGAGCAAGAUUACAGUUAUGAAGCAGCAAGGAAAAUAAAUUUAUGGAUUAAAAUAAAUAAAUUUAUGGUUGGGGAGGUCACCACAACAUGAGGAACUGAAUUAGGUCACAGAAUUAGGAAGGUUGAGAACCGCUAAAAUACAGGAGCUCUGAUUUUUUCCUUUAGAAAAUUAAUGCAUGUAAACAUGGCUUCAGGCAAAAAGUGAUGCCUCAAUUCUAUGCAUUUUCAGCCAAAUCUCUGAAUCUUAGGAUUAAGCAUUGACAAACAACCAUCUGAAACAUUUCACAAUUUGCUUCAAGCAUGGGCUAUCACUAAGGAUGUAGACCAGUGAUCUAGAUUAAUAUUCCAUUUUCAUGUUUAAAUUUUUUAUUAAAAGUUGUCAUAGAAACCAUUUUGUCAGUCUCUUCAACAUGUUAACAAACGGUCAGUUAAACAAUACUUUGGACAUUGUAAGCAUGGUGGCAUUUAAUUACACACUUAUAAAACGGAAAGUUGUCAAAGCAAUAUUGUGUAUGUUUACCCAUUUAAAAUAACUCAAACAUCUGAGAAUAAUAAAAUCCCAUUAAACUGAAUGAGCAUUUGUCUGUAUUGCUAAAUGCCAAACAGAAGGAGUGUUUAAAGCAGAGCUGGACUGAGGGGUUAAUGUCUCAGUGAAAUUCACACCUAAGGCUGUGUGGACGUGUGACUGGAGUUCCUACACACCCGAACACUUGCCAGUAUGCCAUUGUAUUAGCCUUUCAAUUGUCACUAUGCACAAGCUAUCUGGUUUCAGUGUGGAUAGAUUUUAGGUUUACAUGGCUUCAUUAUUGCUGACAUACGCUAUGCAUAGAUUGUUGUGUAAAGUAUGAUUUAUAAUGUCCUUAAAUGCCAAAGAAAGUGUAAACAGUGAUAUAUGAUAAUAAAAUAACCACCACGUA
Molecule: messenger RNA, 5643 nt
Organism: Alexandromys fortis (reed vole)
Lineage: Eukaryota; Metazoa; Chordata; Mammalia; Rodentia; Cricetidae
Gene: Ahr
Product: aryl hydrocarbon receptor
Exons: 11
Coding region: 452-3064 (870 amino acids)
Biological process (GO): regulation of transcription by RNA polymerase II; response to xenobiotic stimulus; xenobiotic metabolic process
Cellular component (GO): nucleus; aryl hydrocarbon receptor complex
Molecular function (GO): nuclear receptor activity; protein dimerization activity; transcription cis-regulatory region binding
Source: RefSeq, a predicted model, not a curated record